This is a messenger RNA of Hemibagrus wyckioides, 3000 nucleotides long. RefSeq names its product peroxisome proliferator-activated receptor gamma (gene pparg). The record is from RefSeq and is a predicted model, not a curated record. The transcript has 7 exons. Gene Ontology annotation, cellular component: nucleus. Gene Ontology annotation, molecular function: zinc ion binding; RNA polymerase II cis-regulatory region sequence-specific DNA binding; nuclear receptor activity. Lineage: Eukaryota; Metazoa; Chordata; Actinopteri; Siluriformes; Bagridae. The coding region runs from base 523 to 2427 and encodes 634 amino acids. Gene Ontology annotation, biological process: positive regulation of transcription by RNA polymerase II; negative regulation of inflammatory response; cell differentiation.
GGGCCGGAGAACCCAGACAUACCCUUGCGCAAACAAAAGCUUAUACGAAUAAAAGAGAAAGGUUAAAUGACUUCAAUGAGCUCAAUGUGUACAUACAUAUAUUAGAAGUCAGACAGAAAGGAUUACCACAGGCAUAUAACAGCGAUUCAUAUCAUAAUUACCCUUAAGCAAACACAAGCACCAUUUUGUAAGAAAAUAUUCUUGGAGUGAUCUUGCAGUUAUGUUCUCGGGGCCAGAUCAUAUAAUAACACCGUACUGUAUAUCUUACAGGUGUAUCAUGCCCGUCUGUAUCUAGCCACCUGUAAUCCAACGUAUGUCCUCUGAACACUAUCAGUCUCACUCCAUUCUGCUUUUACUGCAAAGACAGAAUUCCACAGCAGUUAAAUGAGCGUUUUAGUUGAUUAGCAGUGGACGUACGUCUGUGACCGUGGUAUUGCGUAUUUAGUGUUUUGCGGUGGCGUCUUUUGAGAAAUUCCACCAGGAAAGACCGGUGAGCUUAUCGUUCCACUGAUGAAUGUGUAGAUGUUGCUGAAUGUCGUCAGGCUGGUUCUACUUCUUGUGUGCUCACGAUUGCUCCUUUUACCACGAGACACAGAGACAUCCGUGAUUCAGCAGCCUCAUACGUGCAUUUACACGCUCUCUGAAUUAUGUCAGAUUGAUAUGGUGGACACACAGACGUUUUCUUGGCCCAUGGGAUUUGGUCUGAGCGCUCUGGACCUGGAGGGACUUGACGACAGCUCACACUCUCUGGACAUGAAGCCUUUCUCCACGAUCAAUGACUAUACACCCAUCGCUGGCAUCGAGUACGCUCCCAGCCCGGGCCAGAGCGAGACGACGCACAUGAUGGAUCUGACGCACAUGUACAAUUACAGAGUCCAAGACAACAACUAUAGAGCCCAUGAGAACAACUACAGACUGCAAGAGAACAGCUAUAGACCACAAGAGAGCAGCUAUAGAGUACAGGAGAAUAGCUAUGGCACACAAGAGAACAGCUAUAGAGCACAAGAGAACAGCUACAGAGCACAAGAGACCAGCUAUAGAGCGCAAGAGAGCAGCUACAGAGCACAAGAGAGCGGCUAUAGACCACAAGAAAGCAGCUACAGAGCACAAGAUAUCAGCUACAGACCACAGGAGAGCAGCUACAGAACUCAGGAAGACAACUACAAAGUACAUGAAACUCAAAGUUCGAUUAAACUUGAGCCCGAGUCUCCACCACUGUACGCAGAAAACAACAUGACGUUCACAAAACAGCACGAAGAUCCUUCCACCUCGGUUUUAAACAUCGAGUGUCGUGUGUGCGGGGACAAAGCUUCAGGAUUUCACUACGGUGUUCACGCCUGUGAGGGAUGCAAGGGGUUCUUCCGCCGCACAAUUCGCCUAAAGCUAGUCUACGAUCAUUGUGACCUGCACUGCCGCAUCCACAAGAAAAGUCGCAACAAGUGCCAGUACUGUCGCUUCCAGAAGUGCCUGAUGGUGGGAAUGUCACACAAUGCCAUUCGCUUUGGCCGCAUGCCCCAGGCAGAGAAGGAGAAGCUCUUGGCUGAGGUUUCCUCCGAUCUGGAGCACAUGCACCCGGAGGCGGCUGACUUAAGGGCCCUGGCCAAGCAUCUUUACGAGAGCUAUCUGAAGAACUUCCCCCUGACCAAAGCCAAGGCCAGGGCCAUCCUCUCAGGGAAAACCAAUGACAACGCUCCGUUCGUUAUCCAUGAUAUGAAGUCUCUGCUAGAGGGUGAGCAGUUCAUAAACUGUCGUCAGAUCCCACGGCAGGACCAUCACAGACGUCUGAGCGUGAAUUCGGUUCAGUCAGACUUGCAGCGCGAAGUGGAGCUGCGAUUCUUCCACAGCUGCCAGUCGCGCUCGGCCGAGGCGGUCAGCGAGGUGACAGAGUUUGCCAAGACCAUCCCGGGCUUCCUGAACCUCGACCUCAACGACCAGGUGACACUGCUCAAGUAUGCCGUCAUUGAGGUCCUCAUCAUCAUGAUGGCACCGCUCAUGAACAAGGAUGGCACGCUUAUCUCGUACGGCCAGAUCUUCAUGACCCGCGAGUUCCUCAAGAGCCUGCGCAAGCCCUUCAGCGAGAUGAUGGAGCCCAAGUUUGAGUUCUCGGUCAAGUUCAACAUGCUGGAGCUGGACGACAGCGACAUGGCGCUCUUCCUGGCCGUCAUUAUUCUCAGUGGAGAUCGUCCAGGCCUGCUGAAUGUGAAGCCGAUUGAGGACCUACAGGAGAACGUUCUCCACUCACUGGAGCUCCAUCUCAAAAUGAACCACCCGGACUCGCUCCAUCUUUUCGCCAAAGUCCUGCAGAAGAUGACUGACCUGAGGCAGAUCGUUUCCGACCACGUUCAAUUCAUUCAGUUGCUCAAAGAUUCAGAGCUCAAUAUGUGUUUACAUCCACUGCUGCAGGAGAUCAUGAAGGACCUGUACUAGUGUACGGAUCGGUGCGUGUUAGCUGAAUCAUGCUUUGGUUUACUGCUGAGGGUUGUUUUUUGCUUUCAACAGACAGAGGAAGAUGGAAUCAUCUGUUUAGUAUCAGCAUGUUAGACAGAGAAGGUCACUUCUUCAAGCAGUGUAAAAUUCUGCUAGAAUGGGAAAGCAAAUAUAUUCUAGUUUUUAUUGGGUUUAUUGGGAUGCACAUACAUAUUUGGAGAAAGCUGCCUUUAAACCUGGAUUGGAAAUCUUUUUUUUUUCUUUCUUUUUUUUUUCCCCAAAAAGUGCACCUUCAUUUAUAUUGUUUGCGACGAAGAGUUAUUAAUAAAAAUGUAAUAUGUGAUAAACCCAGAAUAAACCUAAAUGACAUAAAGUUUUUAAAUUCUUUGCUGACGUGAACAGUGAAAAAACAAAGAGUAAUAUUAUCUGUGAAAGUUUUUGUAUAUUGUUCUCACUGGGGGAAUUCGAUGUGAAAGCUUUAAUUUUUGAUUCUAUAAUGCAUUUUUUUGUAAAUACAAUAAACAGAUUUUUAAUGCCAGGCUUUUGUCGGAUGUAUUGCAUUAAAAAAAAAAA